CUCUCUCUCUCUCUCUCUCUCUCUCUCUCCAAGCAAGCCGAACUCUAGCCAUGAGAGGGGUAUAUAAAUCGACCUGGGCACCUACGAUGCAUCAGUCGACUGAACACCACAACACCAACAUGAAGUUCGUCAUCGCUCUCUGCCUCUUCGCCCUGGCCUUCGCCGCCCCUCAGGAGGACGCUCAGAUCGUCAGGGACGAAAGAGUCGACAACGGCGACGGCUCCUUCAGCUACAACUUCGCCGCCGACAACGGCAUCGAGACCGAGGUCGUAGGAACUCCCGGCUCUGAAGGACAGAGCAACGUGCAAGGAUACUACCUCCUCCCCCUGGAGAACGGCGGCUUCGCCCGCGUGGAGUUCGUCGCCGACGAGGCCGGCUUCCAGCCAAGAAGUGACAUCCUCCCCACCCCCCACCCCCUCCCUGAACACGUCCACGAGCUCCUCAGGAUCGCCGAGAGACAGAGAGCCGAAGGAAUCACCUUCGAGUAACGACUUCUUUCGACCGUCCUCCUCCUCUGAGUGUCCGAGUCUGCUUCCUCCUCUUUUGUGUGGAGCAGAUUCCCAUCCCCGAUUCUAGUUCUUCAGACUCUCUCGAGUCUUCCAAAUGGUGCAAAUGUUCAUAAAACGACGAUAAUAAACUUGAUCAUUUUGUGAA
Molecule: messenger RNA, 654 nt
Organism: Macrobrachium nipponense
Lineage: Eukaryota; Metazoa; Arthropoda; Malacostraca; Decapoda; Palaemonidae
Product: cuticle protein AM1159-like
Exons: 3
Coding region: 51-488 (145 amino acids)
Cellular component (GO): chitin-based extracellular matrix
Molecular function (GO): structural constituent of chitin-based larval cuticle
Source: RefSeq, a predicted model, not a curated record